AUGUCUAGGCAGAAGCAGACAAGGGAGGCAAUGAAGCAAACGCAAGGAGGAGCUUCGUUCCCAGAAAGAUUGCCGGCACAAGAGGACGGCUGGGUCGUUACGAGUCAGCAACGUUUCGCUUUCGUCGUCGUCGUCGUCGUCGUCGUCGUCGUCGCUGAGUUGUCUUAUCGGUCGUUUCUUAUCCGUAUCUCUCCGGGACGCUCUAUCGUCGGUGGGGCGAGAUUAAGGCUGGCUUGA
Molecule: messenger RNA, 237 nt
Organism: Sporothrix schenckii 1099-18
Lineage: Eukaryota; Fungi; Ascomycota; Sordariomycetes; Ophiostomatales; Ophiostomataceae
Exons: 2
Coding region: 1-237 (78 amino acids)
Source: RefSeq, a predicted model, not a curated record